AUGUUCCGAGCACAACAAACUGUCCCCGCCGCUUCCCUCCAGACUCCGGUCCGGCCUCCGCCUCCGGCCGGCCCCCUCCCGGCCUCGCCCCGCCCCUCGCCGGAGCCCGGGCCGCCGCCGCCGCCGCCGCCACCGCCGCCGCCAUCCGCGGCUCGCCGGCCGGCGCGCGCCAUUGGCGUCAGCGGCGCGUGGGAGGCCGCCGCCGCCGUCGCCGCCGCCACCGCCGCCGCCAUCUUCUUCCUGCCCUCGGCGUGGCGCGCGGUGGCUUCUCGCGCCGCGGUGGGCUCGGCCGUCCGGGACCCCGCGCCAGGCUCCAUGCAGCCGGGCCGCGCGGCCGGGGACAGCAGCCGCCUCCGAGGCUCGGGGCGGGCGCCCGGCGGCAGCGGGCCGAGCGCGGCGGCGGACGGAGGGUCGGCGGAGGAGCCCCGGGGCGGCGGUCUCUGCGACCGCUGCCCGCCGUCUGCGAGAUCUAAACUGGACAGCCAGCUACAAACAGCAAGUCCAGUAUUUUCCCGAAGUAAAUUUUGCGGUUUUCAGAUUUACCAACAAUAUGUGAUUCUCAACAACAACAUCAUCACUGUGCUCAGUGACAGCCAUCUCAGGAGUGGAGAAAGAAAUACCCAGCUGGAUAUAUUCAUCAGAGGAGUGAAAAGUAACUGAAGAACGGAGACCAUUGUACAGCCAUUGUUGGCUGUAAGAAGCGGGCACUUCCUUUCGAAGACAUUUUGACAGAGCAGAGGACAGAGCAAGUGUGAUGAUGUCCAGUCGUGGAAGACGGAGAGGGUAUCUUCGGACAGAGGAAGGAGAGACUGGGAGUAUAUCACACAUUUCCCAGGGGUUCACCGGAAUGUCUCCCAAGCUUUUCAAAUGUAGCACGCCUCAUGCAAUGAUAGUAUUUUCACCCCCGAAGCUGUUGCACCUUCUCAUGUGAAUUCCGAUCCCCUUUCCUUGGUUCACUGAAAACUAGAAACGUCAGUUAUUUGUAUUUACUUAUUUGCCUCACCUGUAUUCACCCUGCAGACGUUCUUGUCUGUCCCCAGCUCUUCCAUCCUCUGUUGCCCUAGGACAGUUUUUCCAUGGGUCUUGCCUGGACAAUUUCAGCUGAGUGGAGCAGAAAGGCCUUCGGACUCUGGAGUCAGACUCCCUGGGUUUAAUUCAUCGCUCUGUAUUCACUAGCGUUAACCCCCUGGCAACUCACUUAACCCCCCUGUGCUUCACUUUCCCCCUGUUAUUUGUGCACAACAGCAUUUGUCACAUUCAGUCAAGGCGAGGAUUAAGUGAAAUCAAAUGUGGAAAAUGCUUGGAACAGUGCCUAGCGUGUCAUAAAUACCCAAUAAGCUCUAGAGACAUUUCAAAAGCCUCCUAACUGGUUUCACUACCUUCUCAUUUCUCUUUCUCAAUUUCUCUCUAUCUCCAACAUGCUAGGCAGAUUGGCCUCUAUAACAUAUAUGAGCAAGGCACCACCCACAAUUUCCAGGGAACAAUUUCCAGGAUGCUUUGGACCCUCGCAAGCUGGUUCUGCCCAGGGUCGUCUCCUGCCAUGUCUCUGCAGGACUCUGUGCUCACCCGGUCCCAGCACCGCCGUCUGCGUUCACAUCUCUGUACCUUGUGGGCUCUCUUGCUGGGAUUUCCCUCUUGCUCCUUUCCUCCUUGGUAAUCCACCUCAUCCUUCCAGGCACAGAGCAGAUGUCAUAUACUCUGUAAAAAUGCUUCUGACCUCUCCCUCCUCCUCUUCAAGUAAUGUUGGUUGCUUCCUUGUCUAUGGGCCCCGGGGCAAUUUAUACAUCCCACCAACUUAACCCAGCUGCCCUCGAAAUGUGCGUGUUCACCCCACACCACCGGUGCCCCAUGAAGGAGGAAAUCACCCCAUCCUGUGUAUCUCAGUUCUCACAGGAUUUCCUCAUGACCAGAUCCCUGUAUACCCGUUAAAGAAAGAGACAGGGGCACGUGAUGACUCAGUCGGUUCAGCCUCUGACUCUUGAUUUCCACUCAGGUCAUGAUCUCAUGGUUCAAGGGAUCCAGCCCCACGUUGGGCUCUGUGCUGACAGUAUGGAGCCUACUUGGGAUCCUUUCUCUCUCUCUCUCUCUCUCUCUCUCUCUCUCUCUCUCCCUGUCUGUCUCUCAAAAAUAAAUAAAUAAACUUAAAAAAGAAAGAAAGAAAGAAAAAGAGACAACAGGCCCCAAAAGGAGUUACUUAGGCUAAGCCCAACGUCAACAAACCAAGACUUAAUACCUCCCCAAUUUGCAGUUUCAGCUUCUCCCGGGAAUGUGAUGUUUACCCAGUCAACCUGGAAUUAUCCGGUCAGCCCUAGUGAGGUGAUCUGUAUGAUAGACCCCCGCCCUUCCCCCAAAAGAAGCCUGGCCGAAAUAGUCCACUCUACUAAAACUUCCUUUUCUACCCCCAUCUGCCUAUAAAAGCUUUCCAUUUUGUACACUUCCUCAGAGUUCCUUUUUACUUGUUAGAGGGGAUGCUGCGUGAUUUGUGAAUUGUUGAAUAAAGCCAAUUUGAUCUUCAAAUUCA
Molecule: messenger RNA, 2521 nt
Organism: Prionailurus viverrinus (fishing cat)
Lineage: Eukaryota; Metazoa; Chordata; Mammalia; Carnivora; Felidae
Product: transcription factor SKN7-like
Exons: 5
Coding region: 1-660 (219 amino acids)
Source: RefSeq, a predicted model, not a curated record